Molecule: messenger RNA, 1300 nt
Organism: Panicum virgatum (switchgrass)
Lineage: Eukaryota; Viridiplantae; Streptophyta; Magnoliopsida; Poales; Poaceae
Exons: 2
Coding region: 625-924 (99 amino acids)
Source: RefSeq, a predicted model, not a curated record
UGCCAGUGCAAUCUCUCAUGUGUCAUGCUGUUCUCUCCUAGAAUCACUCGAAGAUGAAUUCUUUCUAUUUCUUUUUCACAUAUGACCUGAAUUAUCUUCCGAGAGGAAUGUACUUGAGGGGAGAACAGGGGCAGCCUUAAGAAUCAGAUGGCAGUGCCUCUCCAAACUUUUCUUUUUUUCACUGUCUUUUACUCCUCUCUUCAGUCUUCACAAGAACAAACAAGGGGUUAAAAGGGAAAGGUAGGAAAACAACAUAACUCAAAAAGCAAAGUGCAAAAGCAAGCAUGGCUCAGCUUGCUUUGAUUCUACUCUCCCCCUCCAUUAGGUCCUUCAAAAGCACAGCAGAAUCAGCCAAAGCAAAAGAAGCGCCAGAACAGAACAAGAAGCAAGAAUACCGCAACAGGGACUGACACAAAUCCUGCUGCUACUUCCCCACAUUAUAAUAUGCGGUCACGUUGCCCAGCCGCAGCGUUGCAUCGCAUUUGCGCCACCCCAUCCCCAUGAGAAGAAGCUCUUAGAAGAGCAGCAGCAGUGCAAGUGUUGUGAAGUGAGGCGGCAGGAGAGAGGAAGGAGGAGGAGGCCGCGGAAGAAGACGACGCUGCGCGCCGGCGGCCAGCGGUUGUCAUGACAAGGCCGGCGGGGUCCGUGAGGCGGGCGGCGGCGGCAGCAUUGGCCAUCUUGUUUGGAGCGCUUGUGUUGAUGGCGUUGGUCAUGGACGACGGGGAGAAAGCGGCUCUCUCGGCGAGCAACGCGGCGAUCGGCGGGAGGAGGAUGAUGCUCAGAGCAGAUGGAGAGCAGAGGACUCUAGAGGAUUUCAGAGCUGAUGGUCCCUUCCAGGACAGCAAGAGGAGGGUGCCUAAUGGCCCUGAUCCCAUCCACAACAGGGGAACCGGCAAGUCCGGCCGAUCGCCUGGCCGAGCAUGACGGUGAUGGCACGGAUGUCGAGGCGCGGAAGCUUCUGAAGAGGCGGACAUGUGUGGAGCAUCAAACAGAUGGUGUGGCAUUGCAAGGAGGAAGAGGAACAGACAAGAGGUGCAUUGUGGUGGGUCUGUGGCUGGAAUGUGGGGUGUAACUAGGGGGAGGUGGCCUAUCUUCUUCUAAGCACUGCUAUUUAAGACAGUUUUAAGCAUGAUGAUAACUUUAACUUUUUUGGGGGGAAAACAAAGGCUAUUCUAUUCUACCAGUGGGAGUUUUUUUUUUGUAAAGAGAGCAGUAAGUAUCAAGCUUCCCUCUCACAUGGAAACAAGCAAGCAUCAAAGAUUCUUGGCAAAGGGAUGUGGGCAAGAGCUCCUCCUCUCUC